Molecule: messenger RNA, 2526 nt
Organism: Emys orbicularis (European pond turtle)
Lineage: Eukaryota; Metazoa; Chordata; Testudines; Emydidae
Gene: TMEM63C
Product: transmembrane protein 63C
Exons: 23
Coding region: 1-2526 (841 amino acids)
Cellular component (GO): plasma membrane
Molecular function (GO): calcium-activated cation channel activity
Source: RefSeq, a predicted model, not a curated record
AUGGACAGCAUGUACUUGGCUGAGCCUGCGCCCGGGGGUGCCAGCCCCAUCUCCCUGGAUGUCCUCAGCUUCCUGGACCCACUGGCGAACAGCACAGAGGAGCAGUGCUUCAGCGCCCGCUCCCGGAGCACGGUCCUGCAGGGGCUGCCAUUCGGCGGCGUGCCCACCGUGCUCGUCAUCAACUUCAUCCUCUGGCUGCUCCUCCUCCUGGUCUUCUCCUGCCUUCGGAAAGCAGCUUGGGACUAUGGGCGCCUGGCCUUGCUGAUGGAUAAUGACAGCCGAAUCCCUCCAAGCACAUGGAAUUCCUACGACUUGACGUCGCUGUUCUACGGGGAGCAGAGUGAGAAGGAGAAAUCACCGUCGGAGACCAGCCCGCCGGAUGUCGAUAACAAAGAUGUGGGAUUCUGCUCCUGGCUCAUUUCCAUCUACCAAAUGAAGGAUGAGGAGCUCCAGAGCAAGUGUGGAAUCGACGCCACCACCUACCUCUCUUUCCAACGCCACAUCCUGGUGCUGGUCAUGAUCGUCUGUGUGCUCUCUGUGGCCGUCAUUCUGCCUGUCAACUUCUCUGGGGACCUCUUGGGAAGCAGUCCAGCUCACUUUGGCCGGACGACUAUCACCAACGUCCCAACACAAGACCGUCUCCUAUGGCUGCACAGUAUCUUCGCUCUCAUCUAUUUCAUUAUCACCAUCCUCUGUAUGGCUCAUCACUCUGUCCAGCUCGAAUACAAGGAGGAUGAGAAGGUCGCACGGACACUGAUGGUCACCCGGAUUCCCAAGGAGAUCACAGACUCCUCCCUUGUCAUCAAGCAUUUUCACGAGGCCUAUCCCAGCUGUACUGUCACCAAUGUCCAGUUCUGCUUUGAUGUUCGCAAGCUGAUGAAGCUGGAUGGAGAGAGGCGCAAGGCGAUGAAGGGACGACUUUACUUCACCACCAAGGCACAGAAAGAGGGGAAGAUCAUGAUCAAAACUCAUCCCUGCGCCCGCAUCUUCUGCUGCCACAGCUGCAACUUUGAACAGGUGGAUGCUGAGCAGUACUACGGAGAGCUGGAGGAGAAACUGACCGAUGAGUUCAAUGCUGAGCGCAACCGCAUCUCACUCAAGCGUCUUGACAUAGCCUUCGUCACUUUCCAGGAUGAGAGGAUGACAGCAGUGAUUUUGAAGGAUUACAGCCGCAUCCACUGCCGCAGGCACCCACAGCAAUCCUCCGUCACCACGGUGGUAAAGUCCCACAGCUGGGGCGUCCGCUAUGCCCCCGCCCCCAGUGACAUCAUCUGGGAGAAUUUAUCUGUCCGUGGCACGUCAUGGUGGGUGCGAUUUGUCCUCCUCAAUUUCUGCCUCUUCAUCCUCCUCUUCUUCCUCACCACACCUGCCAUCAUCGUCAACACCAUAGACAUGUUCAACGUGACGCGGCCGGUGGAGAGCCUCAAGAAUCCCGUCCUCACCCAGUUCUUCCCCACGCUGCUGCUCUGGGCCUUCUCUGUGUUCCUGCCCUUCGUCGUGUACUAUUCCGCCUUCUUUGAGUCACACUGGACCAGGUCGAAUGAAAAUCAAGUCACGAUGCACAAGUGUUACUUCUUUCUGGUGUUCAUGGUGAUCAUCCUGCCCUCACUGGGGCUGACCAGUUUAGAUCUUUUCUUCCACUGGCUCUUUGACAUUCACUUCUUGGAUGAGGCAAAUAUCAAGUUCCAGUGCGUUUUCCUCCCUGAUAACGGCGCUUUUUUUGUCAACUACGUCAUCACGUCCAGCCUGAUUGGGACAGCCAUGGAGCUGCUGCGCAUCCCCAGCCUCAUCGUCUAUGCAACCCGCCUCUGCUUCGCCAAGUCUGAGCCAGAGCGGCUCCACAUCAAGCGGAGCCAAGCCUAUGAGUUCCAGUUCGGGCUGGAGUACGCCUGGACCUGCUGCAUCUUUGCUGUCGUCAUGACCUACAGCAUCACCUGCCCCAUCAUCGUCCCCUUUGGUUUGCUCUACAUGCUGCUGAAGCACAUGGUCGAUCGCUACAACAUUUACUACGUGUACAUCCCCACCAAGCUGAACCAGCGCAUCCACUCGGCGGCCGUCAGCCAGGUGGUGGUGGCACCCAUCCUCUGCAUGUUUUGGCUGCUCUUCUUCUCUGUCCUGCGUCUAGGUCCCAUCCGUCCCAUCACCCUCUUUACCUUCGUGGUUCUUCUAUCCUGCAUCCUCUUCUCUUUCUUUGGCCUGUGUCUGAAGAAGCUGCAGCCAAGGAAGCCCUCCAGCUACCAGAUGUCCGAGCAGUCAGAAGGGGCCUUCAACGACACGGAAAGAAGCAGCAUCUCCUCAACCCCUAACUCAAAUAUGUUCGUGGCCACGGUGCUGCAGGAGCCGGAGCUGAGCCUGACGCCGGCUGCCUCCCCAGCUCACCAGUCCUACGGCACAAUGGGCAACCGGCUGGAGCCUGUGGAGAACAGCGAGGAGGGCGGCCUGCAGAGCUUUGAGACGGAGCUGGAGACUGUGGAGGGUGAAUUCAGAACCGGGCCCGUGCUGGAGGACCAGGUCCAUUACCACUGA